AUGUCAGCGAAGCUCGCGACCAAAGUAUGCUUUGUGACAGUCGGCGCAACUGCCUCUUUUGAAGAGCUUGUACGCGCUGCGCUGGAUCCCUCAUUUGUGACGGCCCUGGAGAAAAAUGGCUACUCGCAUUUACUGGUACAAUACGGCAAGAAUGCGGUGAUUUAUGAGAAUUUCCUCAAGCAGUACCCACCUGAGCGCAGGCCAUGGCGCAGAAUAGAUAUCGGUGGUUUCUCCUUCCACGAGCAUGGGCUGGGAGGAGAGUUUGCAUUGGCUCAGGCAGACAUAAGUAAAGGACGAAGUGGUGGGUUGGUUAUCAGUCACGCAGGUUCUGGCACCAUUCUCGAGGUGUUACGGAUGGGCAUUCCCCUCAUCGUUGUGCCCAAUCCUUCUCUUCAGGACAACCAUCAAGAGGAACUCGCCCGCCAGUUACAGAAACAAGGAUACGUGGUUGCUAGUCACUAUCAAAAUCUUUGCCAAGCACUGCAUCAGGCUGAACAACUGCGAGCUCGCAUGCUAAGGUGGCCGCCUGUUCGUGGCCCUGGCCAGAAAAAUCAGCCGACACUGGAGCAAGUAAUGUCUGAUGAGAUGGGAUUUGUGGAUUGA
Aspergillus fischeri NRRL 181 is the source of this 603-nucleotide messenger RNA. It is a transcript of the gene alg13, whose product is annotated as N-acetylglucosaminyldiphosphodolichol N-acetylglucosaminyltransferase catalytic subunit ALG13. The record is from RefSeq and is a predicted model, not a curated record. Bases 1 to 603 code for a protein of 200 amino acids. Gene Ontology annotation, molecular function: hexosyltransferase activity. Gene Ontology annotation, biological process: dolichol-linked oligosaccharide biosynthetic process. The transcript has 3 exons. NCBI's taxonomy places the organism in Eukaryota, Fungi, Ascomycota, Eurotiomycetes, Eurotiales, Aspergillaceae. Gene Ontology annotation, cellular component: UDP-N-acetylglucosamine transferase complex; extrinsic component of endoplasmic reticulum membrane.